AUGUUUCAACAAGCACCCAUCCCUGAUCUUUCAAGAUUCCGGAACAGGGUAGGAAAUAGCCCAAGAUCCAUGAACUCUGCUAUCGCCGUUGGCGAUCUCACGGCAUUACGGCGCUUCCUCUCAGAUGAGCUAGACGAACCUGCCAGGCCAUACGGCGCGCCGCUGCACCUAGCAAUAUAUCUUGAGAAUGAAGAACCUGUCGAUGUUUUACUGCAAGCUGGGGCGGACACGCUUAAAGAGCCGGAGAUUUUCGACCUGUACUGUUUGGUAGACGCAGCACAAUAUGGCGAAAUCACUACAUUAGGUGAUGUAUUGCGCUGGGGUCAGAAUAAUUGGUCGUCUGAGUCCAGAAGUAGGGCCUUAAGUGCGGCAGCGGAUAAUUGGCAUGUUGAAAAUCUCGAGUUUCUUCUCUCCGAAAAGAUUCCCUUUGAGACAGAGGCACUGAACGUUGCAUUGGCUCAGAUAACCUUUAUUAAGCCAUGCUUUGAACGUCGAGAUCAGACCCAGGCCGAAAUCGCUGCACAGUCACAGUCAAUUAAGGUUCUUAUGGCUGCUGGGGCCGAUCCCAGUAAGCCUGGGCCCAGUGGGAUAUGUAUGGGUGAGCCUCUGCUUAUAUGGACCGCUGUGUGCAGACAAUCGCAUAAUUGUCUGAAAGCGUUGCUUGACAAUGGUGCGGACCCUAAUAUCACCAAUAGUCAAGGACAGACUGCAUUGUAUUACUUAGGGGCCCUUGUCAAGAGGGAUCCCACAUUCCGGCGAAGGAUGGAGGUCAAUGAGCCGACCGAGGAUGUAUUUCACACUCUUCUUGCAUUCAAUGCCUCUCCGUCAGCAAGACCUACUUGGAAACAAUCCUAUGCACUUUGCCGCAUAAGGAUCACCAAUUGA
This is a messenger RNA of Fusarium venenatum, 885 nucleotides long. Its product is annotated as ankyrin repeat-containing domain protein. Lineage: Eukaryota; Fungi; Ascomycota; Sordariomycetes; Hypocreales; Nectriaceae. The record is from RefSeq and is a predicted model, not a curated record. Gene Ontology annotation, molecular function: protein binding.